AAACAAAAAAUGUCUAUUCGAGAUUUCUGAGAUUUUCGAGGUCGCUUGCUGUUUGUCGGUCGAAUUUAUGUGGAUUGCAGUUUUUAAACGAUAUUGUGAAUUGAUGUAAAAAGCACUCGUACUAGUGGUAUGCUGAGUGUCUUUGACGUGUAUAUAAAGUAAUAAAACUUCGCCAUGCUCAAGGACAAGGGGCAAAUCUCCUUUGAAGAUAAAUGGCCUUCUAUGCGACCAAUAGUUUUGAAACUUCUCAAGCAGGAGACUGUUUCUCAACCAGAAUGGCAAGACUUAUUUGGAGCUGUGCAUUUGGUGUGUUUAUGGGAUGAAAGAGGACCUUAUAAGCUUCGUGAUGCUUUACAGCAGGAUAUAGUCGCUUACAUAAAACAAGCUCAGAAUCGUGUGCUCGCCCAGCGGGAAGAGCAAGCAUUACUGAAGGCCUACAUAGCAGAAUGGGGUAAAUUCUUCACCCAGUGCAACUAUUUGCCAACACCCUUCAGGCAACUAGAGAAUUCCAUAAACAAUGUGUCGAAAGGCAGCAGUUCCAACUCUUCCAGUUCCCAAAAGAAGAAUAACAACAACAACAAUGAAGACAGCCUUGUGCGGAAAUUAAUGUUGGAUUCCUGGAACCAGAGCAUUUUUAUUGAUAUCAAGCAAAGACUACAAGAUUCAGCAAUGAAAUUGGUUCAGGCUGAGAGAAAUGGUGAAUCUUUUGAUUCACAGCUUGUUAUAGGUGUGAGAGAAUCUUAUGUUAACCUGUGUUCAAAUCCAGUUGAUAAGCUGCAGAUCUAUAGAGAAAACUUUGAAGCAGCUUACAUGCAGGCCACUGAAGAGUUCUACAAGUUAAAGGCUAAUGAGCAUUUAGUUGCUAAUGGAGUUCAAUCCUACAUGAGCUAUGCUGACCAACGGCUAAAGGAGGAGGAAGCUCGUGCUCACCGAUACCUUGAGCCUGGCAGUGGUAGUGUGGCCGCCCUAACUCAGUGUUGUGAACGAGUCCUUGUGAGUGAACAUCUGCCCACAAUCCUGGCAGAAAGUGCACCUCUCAUCAAAGCUGGAGAAACUGAGAAACUUCAGUUAAUGUUCCGUCUUCUUGACCGAGUGGCAGAUGGUGUUGCUCCUAUACUGAGAGAUUUAGAGGCUCACAUAGUGUCAGCAGGUCUGGCAGACAUGGUGGCAUCAGCAGAUAUCAUCACCUCAGACUCUGAAAAGUAUGUGGAGCGCUUGCUUGAUCUCUUUAAAAGAUUCAGUUCAUUAGUUAAGGAUGCCUUCCUUGAUGACCCACGGUUUCUAACAGCUAGGGACAAGGCAUAUAAGUUUGUGGUUAAUGACACAACAGUUUUUAAAUUAGAAUUACCAUCAUCAGCACUUUUGCGAGGCACUAAAGGGACAGCACCAGAGAGUAAGUGCCCUGAGCUUUUAGCUAACUAUUGUGACAUGUUGUUAAGAAAAACUCCACUUAGUAAAAGACUUACGAGUGAGCAGAUUGAGACUCGGUUAAGAGAUGUGCUAUUAGUUUUGAAGUAUAUUGAGAACAAAGAUGUGUUUAUGAGGUACCACAAGGCUCAUUUGACCAGAAGGUUGAUUUUGGAUUCCAGUGCUGAUUCAGAAAAGGAAGAGGAUAUGGUUGAGUGGUUAAGAGAGGUGGGAAUGCCAGCAGACUAUGUCAACAAGCUGGCCAGAAUGUUCCAGGAUAUUAAAGUAAGUGAAGAUCUCAACACUCAGUUUAGAACUGACACAACCAGACAUGAUGCCAUCAACAUCAAAAUAUUGAAUGCUGGCGCAUGGGCCCGUGGGUCAGAGCGAGUUACUGUCAGUCUUCCUCUAGAGCUAGAGGAUUAUAUUCCCGAAGUAGAAGAAUUCUACAAGAAGAAACAUUCUGGCCGAAAAUUGCAGUGGUACCACCACAUGAGCAAUGGUACUAUCACUUUUGCUAACUCUGUCGGCAGAUUUGACUUGGAUGUCACCACUUUCCAAAUGGCAGUGCUUUUUGCGUGGAAUCAGAGGCCAAUGGAGAAGAUCAGUUAUGAAAACUUGAGAUUAGCAACUGAACUGCCUGACCCUGAACUAAGAAGAACUUUGUGGUCUUUGGUCGCGUUCCCGAAGCUGAAGCGGCAGUUGUUGUGUUACGAGCCGUUAGUGCAGAAUCCUAAAGACUUUGCAGAGAACACUACAUUCUGGGUGAAUCAAGAAUUUGCUCUAGUAAAGAACAACAAGCCGCAGCGUCGCGGCAAGAUCAAUCUGAUUGGUCGCCUGCAGCUCAGCACUGAACGGUCGCAGAUUGAGGACAAUCAUUCCAUUGUGCAACUCAGGAUAUUGCGGACUCAAGAAGCCAUUAUAAAGAUAUUAAAGAUGCGAAAGCGUAUUACCAACACUGCACUUCAGAGCGAACUGGUAGAAAUCCUGAAGAACAUGUUCUUACCAUCGAAGAAGAUGAUAAAAGAGCAACUGGAGUGGCUGAUCGAGCACAAGUACAUGCGGCGGGACGACGACGACAUCAACACAUUCAUAUACAUGGCCUAAAUCUCACACGAGUCUCACAGUACAUUAUGUAAGCAAAAACAAAUCAAAAUAAAAUUCAUUUCAUAAACUUUCA
This is a messenger RNA of Plutella xylostella (diamondback moth), 2587 nucleotides long. RefSeq names its product cullin 5 (gene Cul5). Gene Ontology annotation, biological process: ubiquitin-dependent protein catabolic process. Lineage: Eukaryota; Metazoa; Arthropoda; Insecta; Lepidoptera; Plutellidae. Gene Ontology annotation, cellular component: cullin-RING ubiquitin ligase complex. Gene Ontology annotation, molecular function: ubiquitin protein ligase binding. The record is from RefSeq and is a predicted model, not a curated record.